This is a messenger RNA of Frankliniella occidentalis (western flower thrips), 910 nucleotides long. RefSeq names its product C-factor-like. The transcript has 5 exons. The record is from RefSeq and is a predicted model, not a curated record. Lineage: Eukaryota; Metazoa; Arthropoda; Insecta; Thysanoptera; Thripidae. The coding region runs from base 123 to 887 and encodes 254 amino acids.
UCGUUCCGUAGACUAUACAUAGAGGGCUUAACUAGGUUCAGAGCGUGCCAAAGAUCGAAGUGACAGCUUGCAGCUAUAUUCCGUUCAUUGAGGUAAAGCGAAAUCAUCCAUCCCAGACCAACAUGUCAUCCGUCUUCAUAACUGGCUCCAACCGUGGGAUAGGCUUGGAGAUUGUAAAGCAGCUCCUUGCACAUGCCAACCCUCCAGCAAUCUUGUUCGCAACCUGCAGGAACCCAGACUCUGCCACAGAACUGCAAGCAAUUGCGAAGAAUCACUCAAAUUUAAAAAUUAUUAAGUUUGAUGUCCUUGACUGUGAGAGCUAUGAAGGCGUUUCCAAUAAAGUUCGCGAAAUUGUUGGUAAUAAAGGUUUAAAUGUCCUGAUCAAUAAUGCUGGUGUCAUGCUUGAUAGAAUAGACAAACUCUCGUCAGUCAAUGCUCAGCACAUGAUUGACGUUUAUCGCACCAAUACAGUUGCUCCAAUUCUUCUGAUUAAGGCAUUACGACCUCUACUGAAACAAGCAGCCGAGGUCAAUAAGUCCUCUCCAAUGGGAUGGUCACGUGCAGCCAUAAUAAACAUUUCUUCGGGACUUGGUUCCGUGUCUAACAACGAUUCCGUGUCUAACAGUACUUUUGGAGGAGUGUAUGCGUAUCGGGAAAGUAAGGCUGCGUUGAAUAUGGCAAGUCGUUCGAUAGCUUUUGAACUUGGACCGGAGAAUAUCCUAGUGUUAAGUUUGCAUCCAGGAUGGGUUCAGACAGACAUGGGGACAAGCGCUGCAGAUCUCAAGACUGAAGAUAGUGUGAGGAGCAUGCUGAAUGUGAUGUAUAAUCUCAAACCUGCAAACCACGACACAUUUGUUCAGUGGGAGGGCAAGACUCUGCCUUGGUAAUAUUACUGAUUGUGCUUCUGUAU